UCAGCAGGGCUAUUCGGAGUCACCAGACCUGGAGUUUGAGUAUGCUGACACAGACAAGUGGGCUGCAGAGCUCUCCGAGCUUUACAGCUACACGGAAGGGCCAGAAUUCCUGAUGAAUCGAAAAUGCUUUGAGGAGGACUUCCGGAUCCAUGUGACAGACAAGAAGUGGACUGAGCUGGACACCAACCAGCACCGGACCCAUGCCAUGAGGCUCCUGGAUGGCUUGGAAGUCACUGCCAGGGAGAAGAGACUUAAGGUGGCUCGAGCAAUUCUCUAUGUUGCUCAAGGCACGUUUGGGGAGUGCAGCUCGGAGGCAGAGGUGCAGUCCUGGAUGCGCUACAACAUCUUUCUCCUCCUGGAGGUGGGCACGUUCAAUGCUCUGGUGGAGCUUCUGAACAUGGAAAUAGAACUCUGCUGUGUUCGCCCUGCAGUUCCCCGCUUGGCAGGAGGCCAGGCACAAGACUGACACAUGGGCUCAACCAGUGCCUGGCCUUGCCUGUGUUACCUUUGUCCAGUGGACAGCAACAGUGCCGCCUGCAGCAGUGCUGUGAGGAAGCCCGCCAUCUCCCUGGCUGACAGCACAGACCUCAGGGUCCUGCUCAACAUCAUGUACCUGAUAGUGGAGACCGUUCACCAGGAGUGUGAGGGUGACAAGGCUGAGUGGAGGACCAUGCGGCAGACCUUCAGAGCCGAACUGGGCUCGCCGCUGUACAACAGUGAGCCGUUUGCCAUCAUGCUGUUUGGGAUGGUGACCAAAUUUUGCAGUGGUCACGCCCCUCACUUCCCCAUGAAGAAAGUUCUCUUGCUGCUCUGGAAGACAGUAUUGUGCACGCUGGGCGGCUUUGAGGAGCUGCAGAGCAUGAAGGCUGAGAAGCGCAGCAUCCUGGGCCUCCCCCCACUUCCUGAGGACAGUAUCAAAGUGAUUCGCAACAUGAGGGCAGCCUCUCCACCAGCAUCUGCUUCAGACUUGAUUGAGCAGCAGCAGAAACGGGGCCGCCGAGAGCACAAGGCUCUGAUAAAGCAGGACAACCUAGAUGCCUUCAACGAGCGGGAUCCCUACAAGGCUGAUGACUCUCGAGAAGAGGAAGAGGAGAAUGAUGAUGACAACAGUCUGGAGGGGGAGACGUUCCCCCUGGAACGAGAUGAAGUGAUGCCUCCCCCACUACAGCACCCACAGACUGACAGGCUGACCUGCCCCAAAGGGCUCCCCUGGGCUCCCAAGGUCAGAGAGAAAGAUAUUGAGAUGUUCCUCGAGUCCAGCCGCAGCAAAUUUAUAGGUUACACACUAGGCAGUGACACGAACACGGUGGUGGGGCUGCCCAGGCCGAUCCACGAAAGCAUCAAGACUCUGAAACAGCACAAGUACACGUCGAUUGCAGAGGUCCAGGCGCAGAUGGAGGAGGAGUACCUCCGCUCCCCUCUCUCAGGGGGAGAAGAAGAAGUUGAGCAAGUCCCUGCAGAAACCCUCUACCAAGGCUUGCUCCCCAGCCUGCCUCAGUAUAUGAUUGCCCUCCUGAAGAUCCUGUUGGCUGCAGCACCCACCUCAAAAGCUAAAACAGACUCAAUCAACAUCCUAGCGGAUGUCUUGCCUGAGGAGAUGCCCACCACAGUGUUGCAGAGCAUGAAGCUGGGGGUGGACGUAAACCGCCACAAAGAGGUCAUUGUUAAGGCCAUUUCUGCUGUCCUGCUGCUGCUGCUCAAGCACUUUAAGUUGAACCAUGUCUACCAGUUUGAAUACAUGGCCCAGCACCUGGUGUUUGCCAACUGCAUUCCUUUGAUCCUAAAGUUCUUCAAUCAAAACAUCAUGUCCUACAUCACCGCUAAGAACAGCAUUUCUGUCCUGGAUUACCCUCACUGCGUGGUGCAUGAGCUGCCAGAGCUGACUGCGGAGAGUCUGGAAGCAGGUGACAGUAACCAGUUUUGCUGGAGGAACCUCUUUUCUUGUAUCAAUCUGCUUCGGAUCUUGAACAAGCUGACAAAGUGGAAGCAUUCAAGGACAAUGAUGCUGGUGGUGUUCAAGUCAGCCCCCAUCUUGAAGCGGGCCCUAAAGGUGAAACAAGCCAUGAUGCAGCUCUACGUGCUGAAGCUGCUCAAGGUACAGACCAAAUACUUGGGGCGGCAGUGGCGAAAGAGCAACAUGAAGACCAUGUCUGCCAUCUACCAGAAGGUGCGGCAUCGGCUCAAUGACGACUGGGCCUACGGCAACGAUCUUGAUGCCCGGCCUUGGGAUUUCCAGGCAGAGGAGUGUGCCCUCCGUGCCAACAUUGAACGCUUCAACGCCCGGCGCUAUGACCGGGCCCACAGCAACCCCGACUUCCUGCCAGUGGACAACUGCCUGCAGAGUGUCCUGGGCCAGCGGGUGGACCUCCCUGAGGACUUUCAGAUGAACUAUGACCUCUGGUUAGAAAGGGAGGUCUUCUCCAAGCCCAUUUCCUGGGAAGAGCUGCUGCAGUAAGGCUGUUGGUUAGGGGACUGAAACAGAGAGAGGAGGAUCUCAAGGUACCUGCAGGACUGUCCUAGUUCAUGGCUGCAGUGCUCCCAUUCCCCACCAGGUGGCAGCACAGCCCCACUGUGUCUUCUGCAGUCUGUCCUGGGCUUGGAUGAGCCCAGCUUUACCUCCUAUUGGUUCCCAGGGUCCAGCUCAGAAGCGGUCAUCUCUGCCUGGGAUCCAUUCUUCCUUUAUUUCUCCCACCCUCCUCUCUUGGACAUGGUUGGUUUUGGCUCAUUUCACAAUCAGCCCAAGGCUGGGAAAGCUGGAAUGGGAUGGGAACCCCUCCACAGCACAUCUAAAUUUCAGGGGUCAUGCUGAUGCCUCCUGAGACACACAAAUCCUUGCUUUGUCAGCUUGCAAAGGAGGAGAGUUUAGGAUUAGGGCCAGGGCCAAAAAAAAAUACAACGGUGUCUUGGUUGUGCUCUGGGGUGGGGGUGGGGGGUUUCUGUUGUUAUUCCAGCCUCCUGCUAUGUUAUAUGCAGAAUAAUUGCAGAGGCUCCUGCAGCUGCCUCAACACUUUGAUUCUGGACAGGGACAAGGUAGGAAGAGAAGCUUCCCUUAACCAGAGGGGCCAUUUUUCCUUUUGGCUUUGGAGGGCCUGUAAAUACCUAUAUAUAAUUCUGUGUGUAUUAUCCUGUGUCAUGUUGGGGUUUUUAAUGUGUUUGUGUAUUCUGUUUACAUUAAAAAUAAGCAAAAAU
Molecule: messenger RNA, 3189 nt
Organism: Mandrillus leucophaeus (drill)
Lineage: Eukaryota; Metazoa; Chordata; Mammalia; Primates; Cercopithecidae
Gene: STRIP1
Product: striatin interacting protein 1
Exons: 21
Coding region: 470-2455 (661 amino acids)
Biological process (GO): cytoskeleton organization
Cellular component (GO): cytosol
Source: RefSeq, a predicted model, not a curated record